Molecule: messenger RNA, 960 nt
Organism: Homarus americanus (American lobster)
Lineage: Eukaryota; Metazoa; Arthropoda; Malacostraca; Decapoda; Nephropidae
Product: leucine-rich repeat extensin-like protein 3
Exons: 3
Coding region: 1-960 (319 amino acids)
Source: RefSeq, a predicted model, not a curated record
AUGGAAGUGCUGAUGGUGCUGAAGGCCAUGGAAGUGCUGAUGGUGCUGAGAGUGCUGGUGGUGCUACUUGGCCUCAAUAAUGUGACACACAGGAAGUGGUUGAGGAGCUCCGGCCGACACUGUCACCCCUGGGACCUGAAAGUCUCUGAUCUAUCCGAGGGACACAGUCAGUUACAACACCCGCCCACCAGCAGUUACAACACCCCGCCCACCAGCAGUUACAACACCCCGCCCACCAGCAGUUACAACACCCCGCCCACCAGCAGUUAUAACACCCUGCCCACCAGCAGUUAUAACACCCCGCCCACCAGCAGUUCAACACCCGCCCACCAGCAGUUAGCACACCGCCCACCAGCAGUUACAACACCCGCCCACCAGCAGUUACAACACCCGCCCACCAGCAGUUACAACACCCCGCCCACCAGCAGUUACAACACCCGCGCCCACCAGCAGUUACAACACCCGCCCACCAGCAGUUAUAACACCCUGCCCACCAGCAGUUAUAACACCCCGCCCACCAGCAGUUACAACACCCCGCCCACCAGCAGUUACAACACCCCGCCCACCAGCAGUUACAACACCCCGCCCACCAGCAGUUACAACACCCCGCCCACCAGCAGUUACAACACCCUGCCCACCAGCAGUUACAACACCCCGCCCACCAGCAGUUAUAACACCCCGCCCACCAGCAGUUAUAACACCCUGCCCACCAGCAGUUACAACACCCCGCCCACCAGCAGUUACAACACCCGCCCACCAGCAGUUACAACACCCCGCCCACCAGCCGUUACAACACCCCGCCCACCAGCAGUUACAACACCCCGCCCACCAGCAGUUACAACACCCAGCCCACCAGCAGUUACAACACCCCGCCCACCAGCAGUUACAACACCCGCCCACCAGCAGUUACAACACCCCGCCCACCAGCAGUUACAACACCCCGCCCACCAGCAGUUGUAA